Molecule: messenger RNA, 1944 nt
Organism: Dufourea novaeangliae
Lineage: Eukaryota; Metazoa; Arthropoda; Insecta; Hymenoptera; Halictidae
Exons: 6
Coding region: 1-1944 (647 amino acids)
Biological process (GO): maturation of 5.8S rRNA; maturation of LSU-rRNA
Cellular component (GO): preribosome, large subunit precursor; Las1 complex
Molecular function (GO): endonuclease activity
Source: RefSeq, a predicted model, not a curated record
AUGGCGCUUUCCGUGAAACUGGAAGGCGUGAAACAAGUUCCAUGGUUUUCACUAACAGAAUGGCAUCAAGUGUACCAACAAGUCUAUUCCAAUGAUACAGCUGAACAAACCAAAGCAUAUGAGAUGCUACUUGCAUGGAAAGCAAGGGUGCCAAAGCUGCCAGUAGGUGUUGACUGUACCCUCUCUAUUAUGCAAGUCUGUCUUAGAGAUCGUGAAUGGACACCUAAGAUUAAUAAUGGGGAUUUACCAAUUAGUUAUGAGAAUGACUUGUGCCUGAUGUAUUCGACCACAAUAAUGAGAUUCUUAAACCACAUAUCUAAUAUAGGACACACCAAGCAAACGUCCUUGUUUCAGAUUGCAAAGCAGCUGAACAUUCCAGAAUGGAUUGUGAAUUUAAGGCACGACACUGCUCAUGGACAUGAAUUGCCUUCCAUUGGUGUGUUGCGAAUAGCUAUAAACAUAUUAUUAACUUGGUUACACGAGGAAUAUUGGGCAGCUGAAGCCAAAAGAAUGAAGGAAUGUGUUAUCACAAAUGAGUCUGUAAAAGAAGCUCAGGAAACUGAAGAAGUACAGGAAUUUAGUGAUUUAAUUGAACUCUGGACUGCUAUUAGUUUGUACAUUCAUGCUGGAUACUCUUUAGUAAGGGAUAUUCCAGAUCCUGAAUUGAAGGUAACAAUACAAGAUCUACAUUCGUAUGCUAGUUCCUUACCAGAACAAGAUGAAGAAAAUUUAGAAAACGAUAACUAUGCAGAAUCUGCUACCAAUAACAUAAAGAAAGAUGAGAAACACACAUUGGUGACUGCAAGACUUAUUCUUUUAUCUGAAAUCUCUAGAUAUCUAAACAAAAAGACUAUUCCCAAUAAGAAGGACGUAGUUUGCGAUGUACUAUUCAAGUCGGAAGCUUUCCUACCAAAUGAAGAUGUUUUACUUAUUUUUGUUCAGGAGGAAAGCACUGGAAAUGUAUUAGGAAAUGAUCUCCUACCACUUGAUAUGCUGAACUUUUGGGAAGAUAUUAUAUCUUUAUUAUAUGAAAAAAGGAUAAUGAAGACAUUAAUUUUGGGAUUACUUAAAUUAACAAACAAUGAAGAAGCAGAUAAACACAAAAAAUUGUUAGCUUCUCUAUGGAUAAGUUCUUUAUCUUACAGUUUUUUGAAAUUGGAUGUUGCUCAUUGUAUAUCGCGAAGGUUAGAAUGUGAGCUGCAACUGACCAAUAGGAAAUUACCACCAAAAGUGUUUGAACUUAAAGUGAAGGAGGAAGUAGAGAAUACUUAUCCUCAUUUUAAACAUGUAUUAUGGUUUAAUUUAUCCAAUGUGGUGUUGCCUUGUUUAACAGAUAUAAAUUUCCUUACAAAGCUUAUAUUAAAUGUAAACGAAUUCUCUAUCAAAUUCAUAGUACCUCUUUUGGAACUAGCAGGACCUAGAAUACAUGAAAAAAAGAAGCAAUUGUUGUUAAAUUUAGUGAAAAUCUAUACAAUAGGAGAUACAACUGAAGAUGAAAGUCUUAAUGAGAAUCAGAAAACAUUUACAUUAGAAGAUGUUUAUAACAAGCAUGAUGAUUUUGUACUGAAUGUAAAUGACCAACAAAAUAAAUCUGAGGAGAGAACCUCUCGUUUCUUAGCUGAUGGAAAGGUACGAAAUACUCAUUGGAAAUUAGCAUUCGGUAAUUAUAAAUGGGCUGAAUGUCCAAUCGGUUUACUCCCAUGGCGAAUUGAUUCCAUGGAAAUCUUAGAACCACUAAAGACUGUAUCACGUCAACACAACAUUUCAGCGUUAGAAUCGGAAAUUACUCCUGGAAUUAUAGAUAGUAAAGCUUUAAAAAUGCAAAGUCAAAUAAAUUGGGACGACGUUCUGCAGAAAAAGAAACGGUUAAAGCGAAAGCAUGAACGAAGGACUGCGGAUAUUAUAAUAAAUAGAGCUCUCGAGACUGCGAAAAAACAAAAAUAG